This is a messenger RNA of Glycine soja, 1598 nucleotides long. Its product is annotated as zinc finger protein WIP2-like. Lineage: Eukaryota; Viridiplantae; Streptophyta; Magnoliopsida; Fabales; Fabaceae. The record is from RefSeq and is a predicted model, not a curated record. Gene Ontology annotation, biological process: regulation of gene expression; anatomical structure development. Gene Ontology annotation, cellular component: nucleus. Bases 185 to 1261 code for a protein of 358 amino acids. Gene Ontology annotation, molecular function: DNA-binding transcription factor activity. The transcript is spliced from 2 exons.
GCUCUCCCUCCCACUUUCCUCAUGUCUGAUACCGCAAUCUCUUUCGCAUUCUCUCUCUCUCUCUCUCCACCGUCCACUCCCUUCAGCCAUCUUGUACUCUCUCUAUCUCUCUAUAAAAGCAAACGCAACUAGCCAUAAACUGUUCCCACUCUCUCCUCAACACCUUUCUUUUUCCUUUCCACCCAUGGCUGACCCCUACUCCAAUUUCUUCUCUUCCUCUUCACCCUUGUUCCGUUUCAACCACAACCAAUAUUUCCCUUCUUCAAACCCUUCUCCACAACACCACAACCACAACUUCAUCAACCACACAAAAACCAACGACACCACCACCACCACCGCCUUUUUCCACUACCACCAACACCAAACUACUACUGCUUUUUCUUCUUUUCCACCCUCACCUCCUUUGAGAGAAGAACUACCCCUCUUGAAGCUGAGUCCAACAAAGCAAGAUGAGGAGGAAGUAGAGGACUUGGUGUCUAAUUGCACUGGUGGAGCCAUGGACGUGGAAGAGAGGAUCCACCUUAAAGAGGAAUUAGAAGAUGAUGAAGAUGGAAGUACUAGUGUCACUGUUGCACUCCACAUAGGGUUGCCAAGCCCUAGUGCUGCUGAGAUGGCUUCUGUCCUCUCUUCUUCCUCUCAUGAGAUCACUGACAAAGACCAACAUGGAGAUCAUGGUGCUGCUGAGGAUUCUUCUUCUGCUGGCUUCAGACUCAACAAGGGCCAGUACUGGAUCCCUACCCCUUCCCAGAUUCUCAUUGGCCCUACCCAGUUCUCUUGCCCUGUUUGCUGCAAAACUUUCAACAGAUACAACAACAUGCAGAUGCACAUGUGGGGGCAUGGAUCACAGUACAGAAAAGGACCUGAAUCUCUGAGGGGAACCCAACCAACAGGAAUGUUGAGGCUUCCUUGCUAUUGUUGUGCCCCAGGGUGCAGAAACAACAUUGACCACCCAAGAGCGAAGCCUCUCAAAGACUUUAGAACACUCCAAACGCAUUACAAGAGGAAGCAUGGGAUCAAGCCCUUCAUGUGCAGGAAAUGUGGCAAGGCUUUUGCUGUGAGGGGAGAUUGGAGAACUCAUGAGAAGAACUGUGGCAAGCUUUGGUACUGUAUUUGUGGCUCCGAUUUCAAGCACAAGAGGUCCCUUAAAGACCAUAUUAAAGCAUUCGGGAGUGGCCAUGCAGCUUAUGGCAUCGAUGGAUUCGAAGAAGAAGAUGAGCCUGCAUCUGAAGUAGAGCAAGAUAAUGAUGAUUCCACCCAGUGAUUAAUGAGAAUUAAUGCAUGGGUUAAUAUAUGUGAAUUAUCCUAGUUAUUUUGUGAAAUGAUUGGGGAUGAAUAUAUAUAAAGCUUAAUUUGGCUUCCUAGCUAUUUCAGCACUAUAUAUAAGCACCAAGUUUAAAUGGAAAGCCAAUCUUUUUUUUUUUUAAAAAAAUUAUCUUUCUUCUGUUGGCAAUGUUAGCUAGGACUAGGAGAGACUGGAUACUGAACACAUAGCUGGUAAAGCUAGAUAUAUAUAUCCAACUUCUUUGAAUUUGUUCUCGUGUAUAAGACAUCUUUCUCUUCUCUUGGUAAUUAAGAUGCUUAGUAAUAUUCUUAUUUGA